Molecule: messenger RNA, 5615 nt
Organism: Salmo salar (Atlantic salmon)
Lineage: Eukaryota; Metazoa; Chordata; Actinopteri; Salmoniformes; Salmonidae
Source: RefSeq, a predicted model, not a curated record
AGCCGUGUCGUCUGCCGAAAACUCACGCGAAGAAGAAGUUGCACGUUGUUAACGUGAUAGUGUCGUAGCAGAGAAUUUGUGACUACGUUUUAGACCGUAGCUCUGGCCACAACAGUAUAACUGAAAUUGAUUGAUUAUACGAUGGAAAGCGACACCGAGAUGGAGGACUUCGAUAGCAGCGAGGAGGAAAGCAAUUGGUCUGAUGAUAGUUACCUUGCAGACGAAGACUUCAGCUUCGACUAUCAGGAGGGAGUGGAUGCACACGAGGACGCUCUUGAUUGGGAAGAGGACUCAAAUGAAUCAGCAGGUGACACACCACCCAGAGUCACACCAAGGAAAGAGAGCCAAUCUGAGAGCGAGGUAAACUGUUCUGGUUCUCCAGAAGAACCAUGGUUACCAUGCAAAGGGUCACAGUCAACAAGGACAUCAAGUGUUAAAACUGACGAAGAUGAUGCCCCACUGCUGAGCACCUUGCAGCCAGACCAACAGCGUAGCCCGUCAGUGAAUUUGUCAACAAAGACCUAUUCUCCACGUAAAAGAGUGCUGGCCUCACCCUCAUUAAAGUGCAAAGUACCACGUCUCUCGACCCCAAGAAAAACCUCUCGCUUACCACACAGAACAACCGAGUCAGAUCAGCCAUGGAAAACCGAGGAACACCCUGAUGAGGGUCCUCAACCUUUGAGAUUUUGUCCAUGCAGACCUCCUGGACCUCAAGUAGAUCCCUCAGCCAUGUACUCACCGUUAGACUUAUUUCAAAUGUUUUUUACCAAAGUCACGGUCAGAACCCUCUGCGACAAUACAAAUAGACAAGCGGCUAGAAAUAUUGGUAGGGGCAAAAAGUUUAAGUGGAUAGAUAUAACUGUGAAGGAGUUUUACAAAUUCAUUGGAUUGGUCUUCUUUACUGCUCUGGUUAAGACAAGAGCUAUCAGUGAUUACUGGAUAACAAACUCCAUCUUCUCGAUUCCGUUUCCAGCUACUGUGAUGAACAGGGAUAGAUACAGAAUCAUAUCAUGGAACAUUCACAUGAGUGAUCCUGAUGAGGACGCUGUCAAUGACAGUAAAAAGGGCACACCUGAAUAUGAUAGGCUAUUUCAUCUCAAACCAUUAAUGAAUGACAUUCGUCAUGCCUGCAUGUCCUGUUUCCACCCACAUAGAAACCUGGCUGUAGAUGAACGGAUGGUGGCAUCAAAAGCAAGAAAUGGGUUGAUUGAAUAUAUCAAGUCAAAGCCCACUAAAUUUGGCUUUAAGAUUUUUGUGUUAGCUGACUCCAGCAACGGCUAUACAGUGGACUAUGCUGUGUAUAUCGGCAAGAACACGUUUCCUGUUGGCUUUGGAAUUUGUCACGAUUCAGUGAUGUCCCUCGUAAGGCCCUCUGUUCUUGGCUCAGGUUACCAUGUGUACCUUGACAACUACUUCUCCAGCCCAAAAUUAUUCAAGGACUUAUUUGACAUGAAAAUGGGAGCGUGUGGUACCAUGAGGGAAGGCAGAUUGGGCUUCCCAAGAUCAGAAGAAAAUGCGCUGACCAAGAAAUCCCCAAGAGGAUCUUUACGGUGGAUAAGGGAGGGCUCCCUGCUCUUUGUGAAGUGGAAGGAUGCCCGGGAAGUGUCGAUGGGUACCACUAUUCAUCAAGCGUAUGGAGGGGAGACGAUAAAAAGGAAACGCAAGAAUAAGGAUGGCAAAUGGUCUCAUGAGUCAAUUCCAGUACCCACCCCAAUUCUAGAAUACAAUAAAAACAUGGGAGGUGUUGACUUAUCUGACCAACUGAUUACUUACUUCUCAGCCCACCGCAAAACAAUGAAGUGGUACCGAACAUUGUUCUACCAUUUUGUGGACAUAGCGACUACUAACAGCUACAUCAUUCACAAGGAUCUGUGUAAAGUGAACAAGCUGCAGCCCAUGACCCACAAAGAAUUCACGCAAGCGCUCGUGGCCCAGCUCUGCGAGGUGUCCAUUGAGACUCAGUCCAAGCCGACGAACACUGGACAUACACCUGUCCCGAUCAAGCCUGUGGCAGACAAAAGCAAGAGAAGCUCUGCAGGACGAAAGCGCUGCGAACUCUGCAAGAAAUCGGGACACUCCAAAGACACUCCCUGGAAGUGCAAUGAGUGUGGCGUACCACUCUGUGUCAUUCCAGACAGAAAUUGCUUUCAUGAUUGGCACAACUUUGAGGGAAUGGCCCCAGUUGAGUAUCAGUCUUCUGACUCUUGAGUAAAGCUGUAAGACUUGUGCAGCUAUAUCCUAUCCAUCGCAGAUGAGUGCUGUUGGAUCUGUUGCCUUAUUGCACAUUUUUGUGUAUUUCAACAAAAUGCUGCUCAUUUUCAAUUUUUUAUUUAUUUAUUUAUUAUUAUUAUUUUGUACCUUUUAUUUAACUAGGCAAGUCAGUUAUGAACAAAUUCUUAUUUUCAAUGACGGCCUAGGAACAGUGGGUUAACUGCCUGUUCAGGGGCAGAACGAAAGAUUUGUACCUUGUCAGCUCAGGGAUUUGAACUUGCAACCUUUCGGUUACUAGUCCAACGCUCUAACCACUUUGACUUUUGAUAGGAGUAAUACUGUUGUGUUGUUUUUCCAAGAUAAUGGAUACCAGGCCAUAAAUUUGUCAAUAGGGAAAAGGUUAAAUAUAUGGUUUUUGGGAUGUACUAUUUGUAAAUAACUUGUUAUUAACUUGUGCUGGUUUUAUUCAGCAAUAUUGUGUUCUGGUAUUCUAGUGUGUCAUUAAAUCCUGCAUGACUGUGUGCACACAACUUCACACCAUCGCCUUCCGUUUGAUCACGAUUAUCUUUAUCAGAUUACAUGGCCUGACUUUUUCCACUGUUAUGUAAUAGCUCAAUUUGAGUCAAGUGAAGGUGUUUUAAAAUGUACUGUACUGGUCAAUGAUGUGGAUUUGAAACAUAUUGCAACCCUAUGGCUCAUAAUGUGGUGAGGCUACUAUGACUAACAAUGUAUUUUCAGAUGUGAAAGAAUCAACCUCAAAAUAACCCAGCUUUUCUCGCUUUGUUUUACUGUCAUUAUAUAUUUUUUUAAAUGUACUUCAUGCUAGAGUAGUUAUUAGAAGAAACUUCCUUUACGAUGAACCAACCUUGUAUAUUAUUUGUUGAGUUUCUCUUUUCUACUGUGUAGUAAUGGUUAUUUUGUUUUACCAAAAGGUUCUACUCCAAAAUACCACUCCACCCACAUGCACGCACGCAUGCAUGCACGUAGAUCAACGGAGUGAAGCUUGUAGUAAGCCUUUGGGAAUCCCCGGUGUCUGAUGCACGCCGUUUGGUGCUACACAGACCCGGUGGCGAUCGCGAGACAGAGGAGACCCUGUCUGUCCUUCUGAGUUUUGAUGCAGAACGUUUGCCUGAUGAAGUCAUGCUAGGAGGGAGAUUCUGAGGUGUGAGAAGUGUGCAGGAGGGAGGGUAUGGGUACAGCCAUCACUGGUACAGAGUGACCCGAACAGUUUGUGCUUUAGUAAGGUUUGCUUCUUGGUGUUUAUUGCUGUGGUCAUUAAUUGUACCACACAGAUGGAAAGGAAAUCCCAGAAGAUUGAAUUGGUAGGAGCAGCAGUAGAGAUGUUUUUGGGUAUCAGAGAUUUUAGUGCAGAAGAGCUAGAGGUGGUUUUGAGAUAAGGGUGUAGGAUCUGUUGGGGCCAAAGUAGUGGGAAGGGGUGUUGGGGAUAGUGGUAUUGUGUGUGUGUGUAUAUGUGUAUGUGUAUGUGUGUAUAUAUAUAUAUAUAUAUAUAUAUAUAUAUAUAUUUUUUUUUUAAGGGUUGUUAGAUGGUGGUACAAUUUUCCUUGUAUUUAAUAUUUUACAAAUGUGCAAUGCACUUUCCAAACUGAAAGGCAGCAAUAUGCAACAAAGCAUCUAGUCUGAAGGAAAGCCACACAAAGAAAACAGAAAUAUGAACAAAGAAAUCAAGAUUACUGUUCUCCUUGCAUCAUGAUAUAAUGAUGGCAGCACAAGCGUGGAUUUCUUAUUCUUCAAAAUAUGAGUCCCCUGAAAAGACAUGUUAAACUUGGGGAAUAUCGAUUAUUUAUAUUUUUGCACUCCAGUGCAGUAGAACGGUUUUUCUAAAACAUUGCUACCACCUUUGGAAAAAAAUAAGUUGAUCAUUUGUUGAAUUCAUACCAUUUCUUUUUAAAAAGAUAACACAAACACUGGUAUGUUGUGUAGGCUAUAUUUAAAGAAAUACAUUUUUGAUAAAACACAUGUUAUUGGAAUUACUCAAUAGAUACCUCAAAAAUGUUAUUGGUCUCUGUAUUAAAUGGGUUUAAUACAGAGUGCUGCUGGUGACUCCUUAUUCCAUUCACGGCAGUGCAAUACACAAUGCAUGGUCUUUACUAACCAAAUAUGGUUCGUUUUGGAGGGGGACUGUGUUGCAUGGCCUGCUGCUGGCUUUUAACCCCGCCCUCUCCAUAGCCCCAAUAAAAUAAAUAAACUGUACAUGGGAUACUUAUUAGCUUGUAGAGAGAACUUUUAUACCUGUCUCAGAUACAGUGGGGUGGGAUAUACUCAGUGGCUCUCUACUAACCAAAUGUGUAGUUUUCAACGAAUAGUUGAACCAAGUCAUAUUUCAGGUAGGUAGAAAAGGCCUCUAUACAAGUUGAUAUGUGUCCCAUGUAGUCAAUUACAGUGUAUUGCAUUGAGGACUAUGGAGGGCAAAUCCUUGAAAGUUUGUGAAUUUGAGAGAAAAAAAAUCAAGGCCUUGAAAGUUUUUGGAAAUAGACAAAUAGACAUGGGUUGUUGAAAGUGCUUGAAUUUAUAUAUUUUGUGCAAGAAUAGAAAUUGAAGUUCUUUUAGAUUUUUUUUAACUUAACGUCAGUAAUAGGCUACGUUCCGCUGUCUGCAUGUGUCUCCUGCUGUCUUUGCAUCCUUGUUUCACACGCCACCUGCCUCGAGAGAGUGCGACGGUCACGUGCGUGCAAGAGUGAUUGAAGUCGAAUAAAUCAGGUUAAACAGCGCAAACAAGCUAACGUUAAGUGAACCUUCAGCUAUAUCCCUGGAAAAUGUAAAUUCUUCGACUCGUGGCUCACCAAAAACUGUCUUGUUAAAGAACCGCAGGACAUCCAUAUGGCCCGAUGCAGAGCCUGCAGCAAAUCAAUAGAAAUUUACAUUUUACAUUUACGUCAUUUAGCAGACGCUCUUAUCCAGAGCGACUUACAAAUUGGUGCAUUCACCUUAUGAUAUCCAGUGGAACAACCACUUUACAAUAGUACAUCUAUAUCUAUUUUUUGGGGGGGGGGGGUUAGAAGGAUUACUAUAUCCUAUCCCAGGUAUUUGUCGCUAUAUUUAGCGAGUAUUCAGACCCCUCUAGCAACAAAUUUUCAAAAAAUUGACUUGCGACAAAUCUAGCGACUUUUUCUGGUUUUAUUGGAGACUGACUAUCUUUUUUACUCUUCUCAACGAGCAGCAGGUGCUGCCGUGGGCCCCACCCCGUCCCAAAGCACUCACAGGUGGCCAAGUCCUCGCGCAGCAGUCCCUCCCAGCUGCAGUUAGAGCAGAAGAUGUUCACCCCUUCGCGUCCAGACUGCAAAUGAAUCGCGCAUGCGGGAAGCCGCCGCUGGCUGAUGUAAAUGUAACAUGUUCUUUGUCUAAAAUAAAUCACUACACAAAAAUAAAUCACUGCUUUUGACUCA